CGUGGCUGCUCCAUCCUGGCGUUGUGUGGCUCCAGUGCAAUGCCGACUCCUGCGAGCGCAAUGGAUGCGAUCAUCACCAAGGACUCCGUCACAGAGCUCAUGAAUGGAAAGGCGCAACCACCAGGUGCUCUGGGUCACGUCCAAGAUUUGGCGGUCCAGCUCUGUGUACUGCAGCAAACGUUGACCCCGGUCGUGGAUGCUCCAACAUGCCUCGUCUUCGCCGCCGACCAUGGCAUUACGAAGCGAGGGCCCGCGGAUGGACCGUCGGCCUACCCCCGCGAAGUGACGGAGCUCAUGUACAAGACAACGCAUCAAGGUCGAUCUGCCGUAGCGGUGAUGGCGUCGGCCUUGCAAAUUCCCGUCGCGUGCAUUGAUGUUGGCAUCGAUAGCGACCGUGAAAGCUCCCUGCGCAUUGCUCGCGGCACCAACGACAUGACGCAGGGUCCUGCUAUGACGUUGGAGAUGUGCCAAGAUGCCAUCCAACUCGGCCGCGACACAGCCAAGAAAUACGUCGCACAAAUUGGCCGCAACAUCGUGUGUGUGGGUGAGCUCGGCAUUGGCAAUACGACGGCAGCUAGUGCACUCGUUGCCGCCCUCACGAAUGCCGCGGCGGAAGGCGUAUGUGGCCGCGGCACCGGCCUCGAUGAUGAAGGUGUUCAGCGAAAAGUUCGGUUGGUGAAACAAGCCCUAGCCACGAAUGCGGAUCGCAUCCAGGAAGGGAAUGUUUUGAGCAUCUUGGCUGCGGUGGGGGGGCUUGAGAUCGCAGCCAUGUGCGGCGCCAUGCUCGAAGCUGCAAAGUGGCGCGCGCCCGUCGUCGUGGACGGAUUCAUUUCGGGCGCCGCGGCAUUGUGUGCGCUGCGUAUGGAGCCGGACACCAUGUCGAAUGCCUUAUUCCUGUCGCAUCAGAGCCGGGAAAAGGGUGCUUCGAUCCUGCUCGAAGCGCUGGGCGGGCAGGGGACUCGCGCGCCGCUGCACAUGAACAUGGGACUUGGAGAAGGCACGGGAGCUGUGCUUUUGGUGCCGAUUCUGCAAUGCGCGGCGCGACUCGUCCGAGAUAUGGCGUCGCUGCAGAGCGUCAUCGCAGGGACGGUCGACAAGAACACUGCCGCCGCCGUUGCGCCAUCGUAAGAUCGUACGGGCUUCAUCCUACAACACAGAUGCCAACGUGCGUGCCAUUCUAACGAUCGAUUUGGGCGCUUGCCCGUCAGGAGGGCGUUUUUGCCAGCAGGCCAACCACUCCCAUUGCAGACACCAUGGUCGCCAUGACUUUGCAUGCGAAAUCACUCUCGCUCCUCGCGUUGCAAUUAGAUUCGUUACGUGGCACCACGUUGGAUGGGGCUCGUACAAACGACAUGACGGGUGUCGAUGACGUGCUGCCUCCAUGGCAAACCAAACCCCGACAUGGAACUGGUCCGGCUGCGCUACUUGACCACAAACUUUUUGAGUUGGCGCCGCACCGCCCGGCGGUUUGCUUUGACGACAAACGCGACGAGUCCCACGAGAAUUGCGACCAUCGCAAUUGUUACGUGGACUUGGUAUGGCACGCCGCCUUUCGACAACGUGUGGACGCGCAGGAGCGACCCGCUCAGGACUUUUCCGUCGCGAAUGCCGAGGAUGUCGACGGCGGGCAGUCCUUCUGCAGGCACGGCAUCGUUCUCACGACGUUGAGCACCGUCGACGUCCA
Aphanomyces invadans is the source of this 1684-nucleotide messenger RNA. Its product is annotated as nicotinate-nucleotide-dimethylbenzimidazole phosphoribosyltransferase. The record is from RefSeq and is a predicted model, not a curated record. The transcript has a single exon. Gene Ontology annotation, biological process: cobalamin biosynthetic process. Lineage: Eukaryota; Oomycota; Saprolegniomycetes; Saprolegniales; Verrucalvaceae. Bases 40 to 1128 code for a protein of 362 amino acids. Gene Ontology annotation, molecular function: nicotinate-nucleotide-dimethylbenzimidazole phosphoribosyltransferase activity.